Molecule: messenger RNA, 1020 nt
Organism: Geosmithia morbida
Lineage: Eukaryota; Fungi; Ascomycota; Sordariomycetes; Hypocreales; Bionectriaceae
Exons: 3
Coding region: 1-1020 (339 amino acids)
Source: RefSeq, a predicted model, not a curated record
AUGGGCAACGGCCAGGGAAAGCCCCGUCCAUUCGAGGGCAACUCGGAAAGCACCCUUAGCAGCCAGAUCCAGGCCGCCAACCCGAAGUUCCCCGUCACGAACCCGCCCGUCUCGUUAGGCUGCCUGUACGCCAUCGGCGCCGCACUGGAGCCCAACGCCUCGAAGCGCAUGGGCCACACGUGGGAAAGCUUCACACACCACGACUUCUUCAAGGUCUUUGACUUUGAGCUCCUUGAGCAGAAGCACAUAGAGCCCGUCUUCGUCCCCUCCUCCGAAAAGACCAACUUCGACGCCACCUACGACCUUGAGGAGCUGCUGCUCGAGGAGGCCCCGCUCGAGGCCCGCGCCCGCCGUCAGAAGCCUAGGGAAAAGCUCAAGGGCGACGCGUCCGAGAAGGAGAUUCGCGAGGACACCCUGUACCGCAUGAUCGAGACCGACUUCCAACCCUUUGACUACACUGUCGCCGCAUACAAGAAGUGGGUUGCUCCCAGACAAAUCACCGAAGGAACCGGCAUAGCAGGAGACGAAGUCGCCCAGCAACAUUUCCAGCAGCAAGGACUCGGUCCGGAAAUCACCAGCGGCCAGGCUCUCACCACCAACGAGGCCACACCAGCCCCCGCCACCCCUCAGCAGCACUUCCACCAGCAGCUCGACCAGAAACAGCAGCAGAUGUCCGGGGUGGAUGGCCGACCCAUCCGACCUCUGCGGCCCGCGCCCCCGCUCCCCACGGCCUACCAGCACCAGUACACGUCCUCGAACCGCACCUCCACGCGCGUCACCUCCCCCACCGGAGGACUCCAGGUCACCCUCGACGGAGGGGGCAGCUGGUCCGAGCUGGCCAGGCAGGACGCCACGCUCCCCUCCGACGCCAACCACGCCGCCGCCGGGGAUGACGGCAAGGGAGAAGGGUCCGGCGGCAUGUUUGGCUUCCUCAAGGGCAAGAAGGGGAGGACGCAUUCCCCUCGUCCUAAGGAGAGGGGUGUUCUCGGAAAGGAGGGCGCCAGAGUGGUCAUCGGUUAA